AUGUUGAAAGAGGUAAGGCGAUUUUUGGGCUGAAAAUCAACAAUUUUUGAGCUCCUGGAGCAAAAUUGGACGAUUUUCUGGCUCCUGGAGCAAAAUCUAGUGGUUUUUGAGCUCCUGGAGCACAAUCUAGUGAUUUUCUAGCUCCUGGAGCAAAAUUGGACGAUUUUCUGGCUCCUGGAGCAAAUUUUGACGAUUUUCUGGUUUUUUCGCUCCAGAGCCUAGAAAAUUACGAAAUUUCGCUUGAGAACCUUGAAAAUUGUGAAUUUUCGCUUCAGGGUCCAAAAAUACAUAAUUUUUAACCUAAAAAUCCCAAAUUUUCACCAAAAAUCUUCUUUGCAGGAUCCAAAUGUCUCUGAACUUCACGCAGUCGAAGACAGUUUCGUACCUCUCAUCAAACUUCUAUAUUCCGGAAUCGAUCUCGAUAUUUUAUUCGCCAGAUUAGCUCUCAAAGAAGUUCCAGACAAUCAGAAAUUGACAGAUGAUAUGUUGCUGAAAAAUUUGGAUUCGGCAAGUAUUCGAAGUUUGAAUGGAUGUCGUGUCGCUGAACAAUUGUUGCAAUUGGUGCCGAGUAUCAAGGAAUUCUGUACGACACUUCGAGCAAUUAAAUUGUGGGCUAAGAAUCGCGGAAUUUAUUCGAAUGCGUUGGGUGAGUUUUCGGGAAAGAAUGAUCCUGAAAAUACCUAUUUUUAGAGCCUAAAUAAGUCUAGUUUAAGGCCUAAAGAUUUGCCUUAAAAUGAGCCAAAAUAAGCCUAGGUUCUGCCUGAAAAUGGCCUAUUUUUAGAGGCUAACCCUGAGCUAGUUUAGACUCUAAAGAUUCGCCUUAGAAUGAGCCUGAAAAUGCCUAUUUUUAGAGCCCAAAAAUGCCUAGUUUCACGCCUAAAGAUUUGCCUGAAAAUGAGCCUAGACAAGCCUAGAUUCUGCCUGAAAAAGGCCUAUUUUUAGAGCCUAAAUAAGCAUAUAUUUAGGCCUAUAGCCCGUCAGUAACUCGAGUACUGAGUACUGAGUAUACUGAGUACUGAGUAUUUGCAAAAUACUCAGUACUCAGUAUUUGCGAGUACUGAGUACUUGAAAAUACUCAGUACUCAGUAUACUCAGUAUUUUGAGUACUGAGUAUACUGAGUAUACUCAGUAACUGAGUACUCGAAAAUACUCAGUACUCAGUAUUUUGGAAAUACUCAGUACUGAGUACUGAGUAUACUGAGUAUGUCAGUACUCGGAAUACUCGAUUUUAAAGGCAUGUUCCACCAAAAAAAAAUUUUUUUGAAAAUGAGGUAUUUGGGCACGGGGAACAUUUUGGUGAGGUAUACGGUCGGGAACAGACUUUUAAAGGCGCAUGCCAGGCUAUUACAAAUUUUCCGAGAUAAUUUUUUCAAACUAUCAUAACUUUUUUAUUUUGGAAGCUUUUUUGAAAAUUCGACAACCAUUUUGACGGUCUUGAAGCGGGCUACAUUUUUGGUGUUGACACCAACUACCGUACUUCGCUCCUAAGAGGUGAAAAACACGCUUUUUCUCUCGAAAAUGUCGAUUUUUGACACAAAUAUGAAUAAAAAUGUAUUUUUCACCUCUUAGGAGCGAAGUACGGUAGUUGGUGUCAACACCAAAAAUGUAGCCCGCUUCAAGACCGUCAAAAUGGUUGUCGAAUUUUCAAAAAAAGCUUCCAAAAUAAAAAAGUUAUGAUAGUUUGAAAAAAUUAUCUCGGAAAAUUUGUAAUAGCCUGGCAUGCGCCUUUAAAAGUCUGUUCCCGACCGUAUACCUCACCAAAAUGUUCCCCGUGCCCAAAUACCUCAUUUUCAAAAAAAAUUUUUUUUUUGGUGGAACAUGCCUUUAAAAUCGAGUAUUCCGAGUACUGACAUACUCAGUAUACUCAGUACUCAGUACUGAGUAUUUCCAAAAUACUGAGUACUGAGUAUUUUCGAGUACUCAGUACUCGCAAAUACAUACUGAGUAUACUCAGUACUCAAAAUACUGAGUAUACUGAGUACUGAGUAUUUUCAAGUACUCAGUACUCGCAAAUACUGAGUACUGAGUAUUUUGCAAAUACUCAGUACUCAGUAUACUCAGUACUCAGUACUCGAGUUACUGACGGGCUAUAUUUAGGCCUAAAAAUUUGCCAGAGAUUAAGCCUAAAUAAGCCUAGGUUUUGGCCUAGUUUUAGGCCUAAAGAUUUGCCUUAAAAUGUGUUUCAAAAUGAGCCUAGGUUUGGCCUGAAAAAAAGGCCUAUUUUCAGAGCCUAAAUUUGUAUAUUUUAGGCCCUAAAGAUUUGCCUUAAAAUGAGCCUAAGUAAGCCUGAAAUGCUCAUUUUUAGAGCCUAAAGAUUUUCCUUAAAACCAGCCUAAAUAACCCUAGAUUUUAGGCUUUAAAAUGCUCAUUUUCAGGUCCUAAAGAUUUGCCUUAAAAUAAGCCUGAAAGAGCCUAGUUUCAGGCCUAAGGAUUUUUAUUAAAAUGAGCCUGACAAGGCUUAAUUUCAGAGCGUUUUUAAGGCUCAAGGCUUGAAUUUUGAGCCUAGUUUUAAGCCCAAACAUCUGCUAAAAAAUGAGCCGAAAUAAGCCUAGUUUUAGGCCUAAAAACAAGCCUGAAAAUGGCCCAAAUAAGCCUAGGUUCAGGCCAGAGUUCCGCAAUGGAACAUUUUUUCGACACAGUGUCAUAACCCCACUUCUUUUCAAUUCCAAAAAUUAAAAAAGCGUUUUAUUUUUGACGUGUCCCAUUUUCAAUUUUUGAAUUGUGUUUCAUUUCAAAAUGAAACGCAAAAAGUAAAAAUAGAAAUGUUUCACUUCAAAAAUGUGGAGCAUUUCAAAAAAUUGAACAUGCGUCAUUUGAAAAAUGUGACGCACUAGAAAUGUUCCACAAGAUGUUCCGCGUCUCAAUUUAGCCAGGUAUGGCUCAUUGUUCCAUGGCUCAUUUUCGGAACAUUUUCUGAAUUGAUCUUUUUUGAACCGAAAGCAAACCUCACCCAACACCUGGAAUUCCAGGUGGGCAAUUUUUUUCGGAAAACCUAGGUGGGCAAUUUUUUCUUCGAAAAACCUAGGUGGGCAAAAAUUUUUAGGGUCCUUAAGGCGAGCCUCAGGUGGGCAAAUUUUUUUAGGGUCUUUAAGGCGAGCCUCAGGUGAGCAAAUUUUUUUAGGGUCUUUAAGGCGAGCCUCAGGUGGGCAAAUUUUUUAGGGUCUUUAAGGCGAGCCUCAGGUGGGCAAAUUUUUUUAGGGUCUUUAAGGCGAGCCUCAGGUGGGCAAAUUUUUUUAGGGUCUUCAAGGCGAGCCUCAGGUGGGCAAAUUUUUUUUACUAGGUGGGCAAUUUUUGAAAAUAAACCCAGAUGGGCAAUUUUUUUCCUACUUCUCCAGGUUCUUGGGUGAGGUUUGAACCGAAAGCCACUUUCCGAAAUUCUUUGAAUAUAAUUCGGCACCACAUAUGAUUUGAUUUCAAAAAAAUGGUUGUUUCUUGAAAAGUACAAAUAUUGGGUUAUUGUGAAUUCGAAAAAAAUCAUAAUUCAGCUUUGAAAAUAUUGGGUUACCGAAGAUUAACCUUUGGCAACGUUAAUUUUAUCUUGGAAUUGGAGAUAUUGUCUGAAUGCCUAAAAAUUGUAUACAGGGUGAUAAGCUUUGUUAUCCGAAAAUGAUAAUUUUCACAAAAACAGGCUUGGGGGUUCACAGGGACCUCACGGAACCAGUUUUCGUGAAAAAUUAUUUUUUAUUCGAGAAAAUUAGAUUUACGAGGGGGUCUGAAAUUAUGCGAAUUGACUUCAAUCAACGAUCAGCCAAAAUAAGUAAUCGAUUUCUAUGAGCUAAUUAUGAAUUGGAUGUUGUUUGUCAAUAGUUUGGUUAACUUUUGAUAGGAAAAAAAUUUUUUCUUCUAUGAUUUGAGCCCAGAAAACUCGACCGAGCCAAGGGGGUUCGAACUGAACAUACUCGAUCUCAAGUAAGAAAGUCAAAAAAAAUUUAACCCAAUAUUUUCAAAGCUGAAUUAUGAUUUUUUUCGAAUUCACAAUAACCCAAUAUUUGUACUUUUCAAGAAACAACCAUUUUUUUGAAAUCAAAUCAUAUGUGGUGCCGAAUUAUAUUCAAAGAAUUUCGGAAAGUGGCUUUCGGUUCAAAAAAGAUCAAUUCAGAAAAUGUUCCGAAAAUGAGCCAUGGAACAAUGAGCCAUAACUGGCUAAAUUGAGACGCGGAACAUCUUGUGGAACAUUUCUAGUGCGUCACAUUUUUCAAAUGACGCAUGUUCAAUUUUUUGAAAUGCUCCACAUUUUUGAAGUGAAACAUUUCUAUUUUUACUUUUUGCGUUUCAUUUUGAAAUGAAACACAAUUCAAAAAAUGAAAAAUGAGACACACGUUUGUUGAAAGGUUUAGGUUUGGGCUUGAGAUAGGCCUGGAAAAUGGCUUGAAAAUGAGCCUAAACAUGGCUAUGUUUGGGCUUGAGAUAAGCCUAAAAAAGCCUAGAAAACCAGCCUGAAUAAGCCUAGUUUUUGAGCUAAGCCUAAGGCUCUUCUUAGGCUUGUUUAGGCUCAUUUUAACCGUGAAAAUUAGGCCUAAAACUUAGGCUGAUUUCAGGCUUUUCCUAGGCUCAUUUUAUUCCUGAAAACCAGGGCUUAAAGUUAGGCUUUUCCUAGGCUUGUUUAGGCUCAUUUCGAUCGUAAAAACCGGGCCUUAAAGCAGCCUGAAAAGCCUGGAUUUUUAGCUAAGCCUAAGGCCCUUCUUAGGCUUGUUUAGGCUCAUUUUAACCCUGAAAAUCGGGUCUAAAAAGCCUAGAUUUUUAGCUAAGCCUGAGGCUUCUCCUAGGCUUAUCUAGGCUCAUUUUAACCCUGAAAACCAGGCCUAAAAUUCAGGCUGUUCCUAGGCUUUUCCUAGGCCUAUUUUAAGCCUAAAAAUCUAACCUAAAUUCUUGCAGGAUUCGAAAUUUGCAAAGAUGUCUACGAAGGUCGCGGCUCAUCGGAUGCACUUUUCGAAGAAGUCAAUGUUUUCACCAGAUACAAGCACUAUAUUUGUGAGUUUUCCUGAUAAUGAUAGGAUAUUCCUGAUAAUGAGGAGAACAAUCGAUUUUUGAGAAGCGGGCAUCCUUCUAGGUGAGUUUAACAGACAGAACUUUUAAAGGAACAUACCGUAAUUUCAGAUUGCUAGAAGUUUGGGAACUCAUCGAACCUCAACAAUAUAUUGAUCAGAAUGGCAGAAGAGAAGAAAAACAAGAAUUUUGGAAACGAAAGGAGAUUAUAUAUGAAAUGGCUAAUGGUUCUGGUGUUUUUGACAGUGAUUCUUCAGACUGUUAG
Molecule: messenger RNA, 5251 nt
Organism: Caenorhabditis angaria
Lineage: Eukaryota; Metazoa; Nematoda; Chromadorea; Rhabditida; Rhabditidae
Source: the annotation of a GenBank genome assembly